This is a messenger RNA of Aspergillus pseudotamarii, 1897 nucleotides long. RefSeq lists its product as uncharacterized. The coding region runs from base 164 to 1792 and encodes 542 amino acids. The record is from RefSeq and is a predicted model, not a curated record. The transcript is spliced from 3 exons. Lineage: Eukaryota; Fungi; Ascomycota; Eurotiomycetes; Eurotiales; Aspergillaceae.
AACGCACAAGCUCUCCGAGAAUAGGACUAAAUGAUAAUGGCGCUACUUAACAUAUAAGUUGUGUCUCAAGCAUUGGAAUGCCAUUGCCCUGGCGUUUAUCAUUUACCUCUUCGCUUUUGGAAGACAAGAAGAGAAAAGGAAAACCCCAUCUUCUUCUACUAACAUGUCUUACCAUCGAAUCCUCCCCAAGCCUGGUAGUUGGGAUAAUGAGUCCCUGCAAAUCGAUCAUACUCAGACGACUACGAACCUUGCUGAAUUUCAGUCGAAAGAUGGUGGCAUUCACAAAGCGUCCAUCUGGGAAAGUCAGGUCGACUUCAAAUCAGAAGCCUUUUCGCGGUACUGUCAAUAUUCCUUUCCUGCGGCGGCGGCGGCAAAUCCAGGACUUCUACCGGCCGCUAUUACUAGGAUAGUAGAAGAGCAAUGGAGGCGGCUUUCCCCGGCGGAAAUGGAGCGGUGGCCGACAUGGGGUGAAUCUCAGAACAACAAGAAACGACAAUGUUAUACCGGAGAUGGGUCUCAGUCGCGGGUGCAGAAUGAAGACAGUGAAACCCGUAGUGGAAGCUCAGCUGAUGGAUAUAACAGCCCAGUGCCAAAUCGGAGAGUUAGGUCCGUGGGUGAACACGAUACAUAUUCACAGACAUUAUUGCCAUCUUUGAAGUCCUUGUCUUGGGGUACCAAUGAUAGUUUUGCCCAUUCCAAUGAUCUGCAUGGGAUGAAGGACUUAACUGAUGCCGGUCCUACAGCAGCGGCGCAUUAUUGGGAAGCGCCUCGUUUGUGCCAGCCUCAGUGUAACAGCAUGGCAAGAGAGCUUAACAGGCUGGAUACACAUCCCGUCGAGGCUCCUCCAUCUUCAACCACUGAGGGAUUGAGUGACCAGAGGUUCUCAUCUCUGACAGAUGCUUUUUCCGGGGAACACGGUCCUGAAACUAUGUUUGGCCUUGCACAACCAUCGUCGACGCCACAAAGAGCUAGAGCGUACUUACAACAAAGGCACCCUCAAUCCCAGACUUUAACGGCGACUGGCCCUACAUCUACACCGGAGAUCACGGCAAAACUACUUUCAAUUUUCAAUAAGAUUGGCACAUUAGCAUAUCGUUCACCGCCCAUCAAUCCCGCGUUUCAAAGGAGCGGCUCUAGAGGUCCGGUGAUAUCAGUAGAUGGAGACGAUGCCUUCACCAUAAAGUCGAUAAUCGACUACCUACACAGUACCUUACCCAUUGAAGGAUUCCGCACCCGGGUUUUCAAGGGACCAGAAGCCAGUCCCGGACAUAUGUCACGACGGAAAAACGGACCAAUAGUUGAAUAUCUGAAUAACAUCCUAGCAUGGCAUCCGGUUUCGGCGCAAAUUGUCGACUACAUCCAGCAUCCAUACCGAGGGUUACGGGCCAAAACGAAGCGUGGCGACGAGCUCGGAAACGGGUCGGUGCCGGCCUCGCGCGACGUAGGCUAUCCACUUCCUGUGGCUCUGAUUUCCCGAUAUCAACUUACAACUGUGGAUGCAUUUGCUUGUGAGAUAGCCAUCGACGAUCCAUAUUCACAAAUGAGCCAUCAGCAAUGGAUGGAAUCUCUCUGGCGUGGCUGUGUGGGUCCCGAUAUCGUUGUGUAUAUCCAGGACCACGACAUUCCGGACAUGGGACCAUCCCAGGAGCUCGUCUAUAGUGCGCGCUUACAGGACACUCUUGGAAUUGUCAUCCCGCGUGCUAGAGGCUCUUCCAAAGAGCCCAAAGAGAGAGUUCUGAGACAUGUCGUAUGGGCUAUUGAUUCUAUCGUGAUGAACACUCGUACGCAAUGAUAUGUCAUUGAUUUCCUUCUUUGUUGUAUUUCUUUUAUUGUGGCUACUCUCUUUAUUCUGCAUAAGAAAAGAUGUAUCUACUAGCAUAGUAUACGGGUGCUAUCC